UUCACUAUAGAAAAAAACAAAACAAAACCGGGCACUAGAGUUCAUCUCCGAGUGUCCUCGAUUCCCGCUCCCAUGUCCCUGCUUCCCAAAACAGAGCAAAACGACGUCCCCGUCGUCGACAUUGACAGCGACGAAGACGGCGGCGCCGCGGUAGCUCCGGCCAAAAACGACGCGUCGUCGCAUAAGACUCCGUCGCCACAAGUUGAGCUUGUGCAGCAAGAAACCCCUUCGUCGAGUUCCUCUCUGUCUGCCUCCGACGGCCUGUCCCGAAGCUUCUGGAAAGCCGGGGACUACGUUGUUGGUCCCUCCUCGAAGCCCGCUCCCUUCCAAGGUCACUUGGAACAUGCUCGGGUGCACCCCAAGUUUCUGCAUUCUAAUGCAACUUCCCAUAAAUGGGCUUUUGGAGCAAUUGCUGAGCUUGUGGAUAAUGCUGUUGACGAGAAUCAAAAUGGUGCAACUUUCGUGAAGAUUGAUAAGCUUGAUGUCAAGAAGGAUAAUUCACCAGCAUUAUGUUUUCUAGAUGAUGGUGGUGGAAUGAACCCUAAUGCAAUUCGAAAAUGCAUGAGCUUGGGUUAUUCAUCAAAGAAGUCAAAGACAACGAUUGGACAGUAUGGCAAUGGUUUCAAAACUAGUACCAUGAGAUUGGGUGCUGAUGUUAUUGUUUUCAGUCGGGCAAUGCAUUCAGGCCGGGCCACGCAAAGUGUGGGUCUACUAUCCUAUACCUUUUUGCGUAGAACUGGGCAAGAUGAUGUAGUUGUUCCAAUGAUAGAUUUUGACAUAUCUGGUCAUUGGGCUGAGCCAAUUAUUUAUAGCUCACAGCAUGAAUGGUCAGCCAACUUGAAAACAAUUCUUGAUUGGUCUCCCUUCACAUCAAAGGAGGAGCUCAUGCUUCAGUUUGAUGAUAUAGGAUCACAUGGAACCAAAGUUGUAAUAUACAAUUUGUGGUUGAAUGAUGAAGGGAUAUAUGAAUUGAGUUUUGAUGAUGAUGCUGAGGAUAUUAUGCUGAGAGAUGAGGCCACCCAUGGAGCUGAGAAAAAUUUGUGCAAAAAAACUGUUCAGCUUCAGUCACAUAUUUCUUACCGCCUUCGUUUUUCUUUACGGGCAUAUGUUUCGAUGUUGUACCUUAGAAAAUUUUCUAACUUCUCUAUCAUACUAAGGGGGAAACUUGUGGAUCAAUUUAACAUUGUGGACGAUUUAAUAUAUUCAAAAGUAAUUCCAUAUAAGCCUCAGCUAGCCAUGGCAUCAAAUGAGGCUAUAGUGGAGACAAAGACAACCAUUGGAUUUAUAAAGGAGGCUGCAGAAAUUAAGGUUACUGGAUUUAAUGUGUACCACAAAAAUCGCCUAAUCAAGCCCUUUUGGAAAGUAGUUGCUGAUGGUUCAUCAAAAGGGCGUUGUGUUGUUGGGGUUCUUGAAGCCAAUUUUAUAGAACCAGCGCAUGACAAGCAGGAUUUUGAGAGAUCAGUGCUGUUCAUUCGGUUGGAAAACAAACUGAAACAAAUGACAAUGGAUUACUGGAGAGAACACUGUCACUUGGUUGGAUAUCAGCCACCAAAUUUGAAAUCACAAAAAAAUGUGGUAAAAGAAGCCCACAUUCGAAAAUCAGCUGAACAUUCAACUAAUCCACAGAAUCAGUUGCUUGCUGAUCAACAGGAUACUAGCUUGGUAGCUGAGCAUCAAAGUGGUCUGAGUCAGUCAGUUGUGGGUCUUGCAGUGACUGGCAUGCAAGGUUUGCGUCAUGAGCACCUUGUAUGCAACAAUUUGGGGUUCAUGAGCAUGCAUUUUUUCUCACAGGGUACAAUAGUAGAAACUCCAGGAUCUGUAUCUCCUGAUGAAAUCUGUGCAGAAAACAUAAAACUUUUCGAGAGGUGUGAGGAGUACAGGCAAAAAGAGACUGAACUGAAACAGACGGUUGUGGACUUAGAGGACGAAUUGAAACAAAUCCAGAAGAAAUGUACUCUUCUUGUUUCACUCGUAGAGACAAAGAGGAAGGCAAAGAGUGUUAAGGGACAAUAAUUACGUUAUACAAGCAUCAUAUCAUUGAGAGGCAAGUUGAUUACCUUUCAAGUAAUUUCCGAGUGUAAAAGCACCUGUUUUGUAUAUAUGUUCACCCGUGUUAGAACAACUCUGGCUGGUUCGGAAGAAAAGGCAUACUGGACUUUGCACACAUAGUAGAAUUGAUUCACGUAAUUAGAGGAAACUCUAUCAGUUUAAGGUUGCUAUUAGCUGAUUCUGUGAAAACUUUUCUCUAAUUUGUAAAGUUCUGUCUUUUCGGUUAAAAAUUUCUGCUAUUAUUGUCAAAGAAAUCAGAUCAGAUAAUAUUGUUCUUGAGGAAAAGAGGUUUCGAAGAGCAAAGCCUCAUUUUAUUAUCGAAAUACUGAUUGACACAAAAUUCAUCAAA
Glycine soja is the source of this 2398-nucleotide messenger RNA. Its product is annotated as protein MICRORCHIDIA 1-like. Gene Ontology annotation, molecular function: ATP hydrolysis activity. Gene Ontology annotation, cellular component: nucleus. Bases 73 to 2013 code for a protein of 646 amino acids. Lineage: Eukaryota; Viridiplantae; Streptophyta; Magnoliopsida; Fabales; Fabaceae. The transcript has 18 exons. The record is from RefSeq and is a predicted model, not a curated record.